UAGGCUGAAAUACCAUAUUGCUGGUGUGCGUGGACAUGAUGACGAACCAUGCCUAAAAGCAGUCCCUGAGGCCGUACGUGAUUGUUAUGUAAUGGUUGAGGAGAUUGAAAGAAAAAAGAAACAAAAGGAGGAUCGAGCGGCCAUUGGGAGAGAGACAGUUUUAGGAAGAGGGACACAGUUAGGUUGUGUUGGAGACCCUUCUUCCUUACCUCCAUAUCGUCCCACUCAGUUUGCUACUGCUGGUGCUUCCGUUUCUGCUUUUGCUUCUAUAAGUGGCAGUGCCACCGCCACUUCUCGUGCUCCUACCACUAGUAGUUGUAGUGGGAAUGUUACCAUUGGACCUAGGAUUCGUAAAUCUAGGUUGGAUUCCUUCUUUGUGCCUCGCACUACUCCUGGGUCGCAACCGUCGCUUGAGGGCAUGGGUUGGAACAAGGAGGUCCAUGAUGCUGCUAAAAUGGCAGUUGGCAGGUUUUGGAGCUACAACUGUAUUCCAUUCUUUGUAGCCAAGUGAAUGUUUUACUAACUUUUAUGUUUGAUAACUUUGAUUGUUUUAAUUUUUAUACUUAACUUAUCUCAUUGAGUUUCUUUGCGACAGGUCUCCUUAUUGGCAACAAAAUGUUGAUGCCAUUACCAUAUGCGGGGCGGGGUUCAAAGCCCCUAGUGAGAGUGAUUUGAGAGGACCCAUUUUGUCUCAAAUGGUGGAUGAUGUGAAGAAGGAAUUAGAUGAACAAUGCUAGAUAUGGAGCACUAAAGUUUGCACCAUCAUGACUGAUGGUUGGACGGAUAGGAGAAAUAGAACUCUCCUUAAUUUACUUGUUUCUUCCGCAGGGGGCACCGUUUUCAUCAAGUCCAUUGAUGCCUCCACCCAUUGCAAGAAUGCCACCUACCUAUGUGAGCAGAUAGAGGAGGUGAUUGAUGAGGUGGGUGAGGAGAACGUGGUACAGGUGGUGACCGACAAUGCAGCAAAUUAUGUUGCUGCGGGUCGACUAUUGAAGGAGAGGCACCCAUCUAUAGUUUGGACUCCAUGUGCUGCUCAUUGGAUUGACUUCAUGUUGGAGGAUAUUGGAAAAAUCCCAUGGGUCAAGAGAUGUGUAGAAAGGGCAAGAAAUGUUUGCAAAUUUGUAUAUAAUCAUUCAUGGGCGUUGGCUCUUAUGAGACAAUACAUAGAGCAGAAGGAGUUAGCUCAUCCAAGAAUCACAAGAUUUGCCACAAACUUCCUCACAUUGCAGUCCAUGCUUAGGUGUAAGUCUGCCUUGAGACGUAUGAUUGUUGGUGAGGAGUGGUCUUCCUCAUCCUAUGCUACCACCCCUACAGAGAAAGAUAUGGCGGACUGCAUUUUUGAUGAGCAAGGCUUUUGGGUCCCUUGUGAUGAGAUAGUGAAGUUUGUUAAGCCCUUGGUGGUUUUGUUGCGAGUUGCGGAUGGAGAUAAGCCCGUAAUGGGCUAUAUAUAUGAGGGCAUGGAUAGGGCAAAGGAGGCCAUCAGAUUUGUCUGUGGAGGAGAUGAGAGCAAGUAUGGUCCCAUUUGGGAGAUCAUUGAUAGGAGAUGGCAUCAUCAGCUUCAUAGGCCCAUCCAUGCAGCAACCUAUUAUCUGUCCGGCAUUCCGUUUUAUCCUUUCUUUCAAGGCUGAUGUGGAGGUCCUUAAUGGGCUAUAUGCAAUCAUGGAGAAGAUGGGACCUGUUGGUACUUCUCAGAUAGACCUUUUUCGAGAGCUAUAGUUGUUCUCAGAUGCACAAGGGGAGACCUUCUCUCAUCCUGUCGCCAAAGAUGGUAGGACAACUAUGAUGCCAGAUCAUUGGUGGAACUUUUUUGGCCUAGAGACACCAAAUAUUCAGAAGUUGGCCAUUUGCAUCUUGAGCCAACCAUGCAGCGCAUCAGGUUGUGAGCGCAAUUGGAGUAUGUUUGAGCACAUACACUCCAAGAGGUGCAAUAGAUUAUCCGUGGAGAAGAUGAAUGAUCUCGUCUUUGUUCACUACAACCUCUGCCUGAGAAUGAGAAAGAAUGCAAUAGUUGACAUGUCUCCUAUCAUUCUAGAUGAGGUUGAUCUUGAAGCAAAGUGGGCCAAUGAGAAUCAGACAACUCCUGGGACUCCUACAACUGUAUUUAGUGAUGAUGACAUUGAUUGGAUCGACCAGGUAGAUAUAGAGGCUGAGGCUGUAGCCAUGGCAGAGGAGGAGUAGAGAGCACGAGCAGAGACAAGAAAUACUGAGACUCAGAGUGAGACAACUGUUCCUGAUGUUGGUGAGCAUGGCAUGGUGUCACGGGGAGUGACUAUGGCUGCUGAAUCAUCCAGGACCUACUUUAAACGCCUUCACAGGGGGCGAAGGUGAGAGGGUGCACGGCCCUCUGAGCCAUAGGCUUGUACACUUGUAGUUGUAUUUAGUAUUUACUAUUUACGUUUGGUAUUUGCAUGAAACAUUUGAUGAUGA
This is a messenger RNA of Cryptomeria japonica (Japanese cedar), 2427 nucleotides long. RefSeq lists its product as uncharacterized. Bases 765 to 1628 code for a protein of 287 amino acids. Lineage: Eukaryota; Viridiplantae; Streptophyta; Pinopsida; Cupressales; Cupressaceae. The record is from RefSeq and is a predicted model, not a curated record. The transcript is spliced from 5 exons.